Molecule: messenger RNA, 321 nt
Organism: Trypanosoma cruzi
Lineage: Eukaryota; Euglenozoa; Kinetoplastea; Trypanosomatida; Trypanosomatidae
Exons: 1
Coding region: 1-321 (106 amino acids)
Source: RefSeq, a predicted model, not a curated record
AUGGUGAGGGCAGCGACGGUGAAACGACCCUUUUGGUCGUAUUUUGUGCCGUCAACGUACACGAGCCGCAUUCACCGCUGGGCAUACUAUGCACCCACACUCAUGUUUGGUGUCGCAACGGCCGCCAUUCUCAUGCGGCAGUCGUACUACCGCAGUUCUCUUGCGGAUGAAGAUGAGAAUACAUGUGACCGCGUUGAUCGCCGCGCGUACGUUGCGCUACCAGACGGUCGCAUGGCGCUUGUGUAUCCCAUCGUCGAUACACAAGUUACCCCCACACGUGUCAUCUUGUCGUUCCUGGAUUCCAUUAACCCCAUGCCAUGA